AAUGGGGAUAAAAUCUAGAGAUUUUUAUAAGAAUUAAAAUGGUUCUUGAUACACGUUUUUAUGAUAUACUUGGUGUUAAUCCCGAAGCAAGUCAAGUAGAGAUUAAAAAGGCAUUUCAUAAACUUGCUCUUCAUAAUCAUCCGGAUAAAGUUCGAGAAUCAGAACGAGAAGAAGCAUCAAUUCGUUUUCGUGAAGCACAAAAUGCUUAUGAUGUUUUAAGAGAUCCAGAAACAAGAAUUAUUUAUGAUACAUAUGGUUUAGAUGGUGUUGAAGAUUGUAAUAACGUUAUGAUUGAUGAUCUUUAUUCGGAAAUGUUUGAAGAAAUGGGUAUUAAUGGAUUAGGAAGAGAGUCAAUGCAUAAGGAAUCGUUUAAAAAUACGAAGAAAGACGUAUAUUAUGAUUAUGAAAUAACAUUGGAAGAACUCUAUCGAGGAAAAAAUGUUAAAAUGGCUGGCACACGGAAUAUUAUAUGUCCGACUUGCAAAGGUUCAGGAAGAAAAGCGUAUUCUGGCACUAAAAAAUGUGUAUUUUGUGAUGGAAAAGGAAUAAUGACAGCAUUAAAGCAAAUAAGGCCUGGAAUGAUUAUACAACAAGAAUUUGAAUGCCAAAAAUGUGAUGGAACAGGAGAAGCUGUUCAAGAAAAAGAUAGAUGUAAAAAAUGCAAAGGAAUUAAAACUGUUACAGAAAAAAAUUUUUAUCAAAUUAAGAUAAACAAAGGAACACAGGAUGGAGAAAAAAUUGUUUUUUAUGGCGAAGCAGAUCAAGAGCCUGGCAUGGAAACAGGUGAUCUAAUAAUUAUUAUUAAGCAAAGAAAACAUGAUAGAUUCGAGCGUUCAGGAUGCAAUUUAAAAUCUAAUUUAAAUAUUACAUUAUCUGAAGCUUUGUGUGGAUUUUCUAGAGUAGUUUUAAAAACUUUAGAUGGAAGAGGUCUUUAUAUGACACAUCCUCCUGGAAAAAUAAUGUAUCCAGGGCAAAUAUUAGUUAUACAAGGAGAAGGAAUGCCUAAGAGCUCAGAUAGUGAUGAAAAUGGAGAUUUAUAUCUUGAAGUUGUUGUUGAAUUUCCUCCUAAUGAUUUUUUCAAAGAAACGCAAUUAAAAAGUCUUUUGGCUUUAUUACCACCCAAUCCUACCGAAAUUACUGACUUAAAAAUUGUGAGUGAUGUAGAAUACAAAUCUGGAAAUAUUGAAAAUUACAAGAUAGAUGGGCUAUAAUAUGAAUGA
Pneumocystis murina B123 is the source of this 1220-nucleotide messenger RNA. RefSeq lists its product as hypothetical. Gene Ontology annotation, biological process: protein refolding. The coding region runs from base 39 to 1211 and encodes 390 amino acids. Lineage: Eukaryota; Fungi; Ascomycota; Pneumocystomycetes; Pneumocystales; Pneumocystaceae. The record is from RefSeq and is a predicted model, not a curated record. Gene Ontology annotation, molecular function: Hsp70 protein binding. The transcript has 6 exons. Gene Ontology annotation, cellular component: cytoplasm.